Messenger RNA from Saccharomyces mikatae IFO 1815, 1044 nucleotides. It is a transcript of the gene AAH1, whose product is annotated as adenine deaminase. The transcript has a single exon. Gene Ontology annotation, biological process: adenine catabolic process; hypoxanthine salvage; purine ribonucleoside monophosphate biosynthetic process. Gene Ontology annotation, cellular component: nucleus; cytosol. Gene Ontology annotation, molecular function: adenine deaminase activity. NCBI's taxonomy places the organism in Eukaryota, Fungi, Ascomycota, Saccharomycetes, Saccharomycetales, Saccharomycetaceae. The coding region runs from base 1 to 1044 and encodes 347 amino acids. The record is from RefSeq and is a predicted model, not a curated record.
AUGGUUUCUAAAGAGUUUUUGCAAGAAUUGCCAAAGUGUGAGCACCAUUUGCAUUUAGAGGGUACUUUAGAACCAGAUCUAUUGUUUCCAUUAGCUAAAAGAAACAACAUCACCUUACCAGAAGGUUUCCCUAAAUCCGUUGAAGAAUUAAACGAAAAAUAUAAAAAGUUCCGUGAUUUACAGGAUUUUUUAGAUUACUAUUACAUUGGUACCAACGUCUUGAUCAACGAACAGGACUUCUUUGAUUUAGCAUGGGCUUAUUUCGAAAAAGUUCACCAACAAGGAUUGGUCCAUGCCGAAGUGUUUUACGAUCCUCAAUCUCAUACUUCUAGGGGUAUCUCUAUAGAGACAGUUACUAAAGGUUUCCAAAAAGCCUGUGACAAAGCUCUGGCUGAAUUUGGGAUUACAUCGAAGCUCAUUAUGUGUUUGUUGAGGCACAUUGAGCCAGAAGAAUGUUUGAAAACUAUUGAAGAAGCUGCUCCAUUCAUCAAGGACGGUACUAUUUCUGCUUUGGGAUUAGACUCAGCUGAAAGACCAUUUCCCCCAAAUUUAUUUGUGGAAUGUUACCAAAAAGCUGCCUCGUUGAACGAAGAUCUAAAAUUAACUGCACAUGCAGGCGAGGAAGGCCCUGCUCAAUUCGUAUCUGAUGCUUUAGACUUGUUGCAAGUUACAAGAAUUGAUCAUGGUAUCAAUAGUCAACACGACGACGAAUUACUGGAUAGAUUGGCUCGUGAUGAAACCAUGCUAACAAUUUGUCCUCUCUCCAACGUGAAACUGCAAGUAGUUAAAUCUGUUUCAGAGCUACCACUGCAAAAGUUCCUUGACAAGAACGUUCCAUUUUCUUUAAAUUCUGAUGACCCGGCUUAUUUUGGUGGCUAUAUCUUGGAGAAUUAUAUCCAAGUUUCAAAAGAUUUUCCACAUUGGGACCAUGAAACGUGGGGUAGUAUUGCCAAGAACGCCAUAAAAGGUUCCUGGUGUGAAGAGAAAAGAAAAGAAGAUUUGCUAAGUAGGGUGGAUCGCGUGGUCGCUAAAUAUUCUCAUUAA